AUGAAGUCAAUUGCUAGUAUCAUUGCGGCAUGCGCUUUUGCGUCCCUCGCGGCCGCGGACACCAUUUACGUUCAAAACGACCUUGGCUGCGAAACUUCCGUUCGAGGAAAUAUCGUGAAGCUGGCUUGCUUCAAAGCCAUGUUUACUGAUGGCGGAGGCAAACAAUUCACAAGCGACUGCGGCUUCAGCAAUGUGCCCGGUGCCUGUAACGGCAUGUGGCAGAACCAGAAAAAGACAUUGGACUUGGGCGGCGGAUAUCAGUUUACGUCUGACGGCACCAACGCAUUCGUAAAGUCUGCCAAUGGAAAGUACAACGCCAAGUGUGUCCCAUCGGCUGAGAAAAUAGGCAAGAGUUGCACUUUGUCGGGUGAUACCGACUCUAGUUCUUAA
Pochonia chlamydosporia 170 is the source of this 390-nucleotide messenger RNA. RefSeq lists its product as hypothetical. The transcript has 6 exons. The record is from RefSeq and is a predicted model, not a curated record. Bases 1 to 390 code for a protein of 129 amino acids. NCBI's taxonomy places the organism in Eukaryota, Fungi, Ascomycota, Sordariomycetes, Hypocreales, Clavicipitaceae.